AUGCUUGGCAACAUUGGUCUCGCGAUUAUCUUCAUUCUGGCCUUAACUUCUGUUGCGGCUCCCCUUGAAAAUUAUCAUCCCAUUUUUCCGGCAAGUAAGGCGUUACAGACCCGAAAUAAUGGCCUUUAUCUUAAGACCCAUAAACCUGUUGUCUUUGCUUCUUCACACGCCCCUUCUAAGUCUUCUCCGCAUACCGUGCGAUUGAAAAAGCGCAUGUUGAAGAGACCGAACACUCGCAGCGCUGGUCACCACUUAAAUAAAAGGAGCCAAACCUCCGGUACGGGUACCCUAAAGGCUCUGCAGAUGGGGUCGGAAUAUGCCACAUCCAUGGUCUUUGGUAACCAGACAUUCGAGGUAGUUGUCGAUACUGGUUCGAGUGAUACUUGGGUACCCCAGGCUGGUUUCAUGUGCUAUGACGAAAAUACCUAUGAUAGGGUACCAACAAGCAAUUGUGGAUUUGGUCCACAGUUAUAUAAGCCCAGCAGUACCUUCAAGAAAAUCCCUGGGGAAGAAUUUCAUGUUAUUUAUGGUGACGGCGAGUCGGGUUCAGGAUACACUGGCAACGAAAGUGUCACUCUAGCCGGUGUCACAGUCAACCAAAAAGUCGGUAUUAUGGACAAGGCUGCUUGGAGUGGUGAAAAUAUUACUUCUGGACUCGUCGGGCUAUCAUAUCCUGAAAUAACCGGCGCCACCUCUAACGUCUCUAACGAAAAGCACAUCUACGACCCCAUCUUCACGACGAUGUACAAGCAAGGUCUGGUGGAUUCAUAUUUUAGUCUAGCAAUAUCUCGCAAUGUGUCCGGCGAUGGGGGUUACUUGACUCUUGGCGGCCUUCCCCCGAUUGACUUCGAGGAGUCUUGGACUAGCACCGACAUAUUAAUCACAAAUAUCGAAGGAUCCGAUCAGGGUUUGAAGUUUUACACAAUUAACAUCAACGAUAUCACUGUGGACGGCAAGAUCGUUGCCAACUCCGGUGGUAAGAAGAACCAAUACAUUGUCGACUCUGGCACAACUUAUAACAGGUACCCAAAUGCCACUGCCAAGGCAGUUAAUGAUGCAUUUAGGCCCCCAGCCGUUAUGCAGGAUGAUGGAACAUUCUCUGUUGACUGUGGUGCCAUUGCUCCGGCUCACUCAAUCACUAUAAACGGCACUAGCUUCGGAAUCAGUCCACUUGACAUGAUCGCUCUACGUGGACAAGAUGAUGAUGGAAAUAUUCUCUGCCAAACUCAGAUCACGGCCGGGGGCGCCGAUCCUCAUCAGCAGACUUAUAUUCUUGGCGAUACAUUCUUGAAGAACGUCGUCGCUGUUUUUGACGUCGGUGCUGCCGAGAUGCGAUUUGCCCCAAAUAUGGACUACGAGUCUAACAAUAUUCUAUGA
Penicillium manginii is the source of this 1377-nucleotide messenger RNA. Its product is annotated as pepsin-like aspartic protease. The coding region runs from base 1 to 1377 and encodes 458 amino acids. Lineage: Eukaryota; Fungi; Ascomycota; Eurotiomycetes; Eurotiales; Aspergillaceae. Gene Ontology annotation, biological process: proteolysis. The transcript is spliced from 3 exons. The record is from RefSeq and is a predicted model, not a curated record. Gene Ontology annotation, cellular component: fungal-type vacuole. Gene Ontology annotation, molecular function: aspartic-type endopeptidase activity.